Ixodes scapularis (black-legged tick) is the source of this 463-nucleotide messenger RNA. Its product is annotated as gem-associated protein 2-like. The record is from RefSeq and is a predicted model, not a curated record. The transcript has 4 exons. NCBI's taxonomy places the organism in Eukaryota, Metazoa, Arthropoda, Arachnida, Ixodida, Ixodidae. Bases 31 to 396 code for a protein of 121 amino acids.
CACAACUUCGUUGAAAACAAUACACCGACUAUGGGAUUCACCGGAAUUGCGCUCCUGUUGGUGUCUUUGGCCUUCCUUGGAAGCGCUGCUGAUGAGGAAUGCAGCAACGGAACAAGACCCACAUCGCAAAAGGAUAGAGAAGGCUGCGAUUAUUACUGCUGGAACGAUGGAAGCAACUCAUGGGACCAAUAUUUUUUCGGAGACAAUGAACCCUGCUUUUACAAAGAGGGUGGCUUAAAAGGAACUUGUAAAGAAGGAAACUGCUAUUUGGAUGACAACAGUCCCACUGAGAAUCCGAAGACCGGUGAUGAUGGUGAGGGUGAUAAUGAUGAUGAUAAUGAGGAGGAGGAGGAGGAGGAAGACGAAGAAGAGGAGGAGGAGGAGGAGGAGUAUUAGGAGGAGAUUGGGGAUACGGAGAGAAAAGGAUAGAAAUUGACGAUGAAUAAAAAGAAAAAAAAAACAA